Messenger RNA from Geodia barretti, 218 nucleotides. The record is from the annotation of a GenBank genome assembly. NCBI's taxonomy places the organism in Eukaryota, Metazoa, Porifera, Demospongiae, Tetractinellida, Geodiidae.
CUCCUGUUGUGGCCACUGCUUCUGCUGUACUCAGUUUUUCACUUGAAUCGGUGUUGGUUUGAUCUAUAUAGUUGCUUUAGUAUACCUUCUGGUUUUUGUACACACAUGACAUCAUCACUACUAGGCAGCCAUGUUAGAGAAGGGAGAGAGCAUGUGGCCACAGUCUCUCCCACCAGAACCAGGUGGGUGUCACAGGAGUAGGUGACCUGUGCUCCUAC